CAAGGGAAACCAAUCGAGCGAGCCAACUACUCGCAGCCACCACAAAUUCGAAACACCUCCUGCCUCUUGCCUGCCUGCAGGAACCGAGAAAAGAAAUGGAGGCGGCGGUCGGCGGCAGCUGGACACGCGUCCGCACGCUCGGCCGCGGCGCGUCCGGCGCCGUGGUGUCCCUCGCCGCCGACGACCUCUCGGGCGCGCUCUUCGCCGUCAAGUCGGCGCCCGCUGCCGCCGCGGACCAGCUCCGGCGCGAGGGCGACAUCCUGUCCGGCCUCAGCUCGCCGCACGUCCUGCCCUGCCUCGGCUUCCGCGCCGCCGCCGGCGAGUGCCAGCUCUUCCUCGAGUUCGCGCCGGGCGGCUCCGUCGCCGACGUCGCCGAGAGGUGCGGCGGCCGGCUCGAGGAGUGCGCCGUCCGGGCGUACGCCGCCGAUGUGGCCAGAGGCCUGGCGUACCUCCACGGGAGGUCCCUCGUCCACGGGGACGUGAAGGCGAGAAACGUCGUGGUCGGCGCCGACGGCCGAGCGAAGAUCGCGGACUUCGGGUGUGCGAGGGCGGUGGGUUCUUCCGAUCGGCCCAUCGGGGGCACGCCGGCGUUCAUGGCGCCGGAGGUGGCACGGGGCGAGGAGCAGGGCCCCGCGGCCGACGUCUGGGCGCUGGGCUGCACCGUCGUCGAGAUGGCCACCGGCCGCGCCCCGUGGAGCGACAUGGACGACGUCCUCGCGGCGAUGCACCGGAUCGGCUACACGGACGCCGUGCCGGAGGUGCCGGCGUGGCUGUCCGCGGAGGCGAAGCACUUCCUCGCCCUGUGCUUCGCGAGAGACGCCCGCGACCGGUGCACAUUCGUUUUAGGCGCGCCGCGGACAACUCACAUCAUGAUACUCCGGUUCAGGACUAAAUGUCUAUUUCUCAAAGAAAGGAAAGCUAAAUGUCUACUAGUAAGCAAGUAGCAACUAGCAUGGCGAUGUUGCAUUGGAUACAGCGUUAGAGCCCAAUAGCUCCUGUAAAAAUAUUUCCAUUUUAUGGGAUGACCGUAUAAUUUAGCGAAAGUUUUUCUAA
This is a messenger RNA of Triticum dicoccoides, 1053 nucleotides long. Its product is annotated as mitogen-activated protein kinase kinase kinase 17-like. The transcript has a single exon. Lineage: Eukaryota; Viridiplantae; Streptophyta; Magnoliopsida; Poales; Poaceae. Bases 96 to 944 code for a protein of 282 amino acids. Gene Ontology annotation, molecular function: ATP binding; protein kinase activity. Gene Ontology annotation, biological process: protein phosphorylation; signal transduction. The record is from RefSeq and is a predicted model, not a curated record.